Messenger RNA from Perca fluviatilis (European perch), 1487 nucleotides. RefSeq lists its product as uncharacterized. The record is from RefSeq and is a predicted model, not a curated record. Lineage: Eukaryota; Metazoa; Chordata; Actinopteri; Perciformes; Percidae. Bases 184 to 1323 code for a protein of 379 amino acids. The transcript has 2 exons.
ACAUACUGGUAUUGUACCUUUUUGAACACAGCACAUUCCUGAAAAACACUCAUUCUGAUGCUCUGACACUCACAGCACAGUCCUUGUUUUCUUUACACUGAGGAACUGUUGACAUUCCUCUGUGACUCAGAGCAGUGUGCUCAGGCACACACAUACAGGAGCAGAGUGCUGUGAUAUGCACACAUGAUGGAGCAGCACGAGAAACUACUGAAAUGGUACCCUCCGAGGAGAUUCGGGGGGUCCAAAUUUGUACUGAGUUUAUUCUUCAUUACUGCAUUUGUGAUUUUUGCAUUCGUAAUGUUAGAAAGAUAUGAUAAACCGCUGACUGAAGUAACCAUUUUUUCCAACACCACUUCUCCCAAUGACACAGACACACCCAGACACACUAGGAACACCAGUGAGGAGCAUGGGAGGGGAAAGCGAGUGACGCGUUCCACAGUUUCUGCGUCUAGGAGUAGAUGGCGUUCAGAGUACAACAGGUAUCACAGAGCUAAUGUUACUAUCAUGGUCAACACUACAUCCACUCUUAUGCUUCAGCCCUGUGACUUUGUGUGGUGCGGGGAGCAUGGAGCAUCAGUAGGAGAGAGAGAGGUAUAUGUAUGUUACAUUGCAGAGGUGAUGGAUUUAGGUUAUUACAGAGAAGGAGGACCCUUAUGUUCCUCAUGGAAACAAGCUGUUUGGUAUACAGGUAAUGCAGAUUGGGGCUAUGAAGUUCCUAACGACCACACAAACCUAACCAAUAGAUUAUCAAUAAAGAAGGUAAACUAUUCCUCAACAGGCAUCUUGUUAACAUUGACCAAUGCUCAGUAUUCGGACCAAGGUUACUUCGUUGUGUGUAUUAUGACCUUAGGGAGGCUUCCCUGUGGAUCUUUUUAUCUUGAAGUAAUCUCACCUUCCACAUCUCACACAGAAUCACCACAUUUGACGCAGACUUUUGAAAGUUUAUCUAACAGAUGGGGAUCUUCUGAGGAUAAUGAUGCAUUCUCCACUAAUGCAUGGCUUGGCCUAGUUAAGAAGUUCACGCGUGAUGUAGGGUAUAAUGACUCUUGUUAUGUAUGUUCACUAUUUCCCCACUCUCAGAAGCAGGCUACCCCAGUAAAACCACACACAUUGAAUCUCACAGAAGUUGUCUGUGCUCUGACAGCACUCAAGGAUGUUAGAGAGGAGGGGGGUCAGUUCUAUUCGGCUUUUAUUCAACCUUCACCUUGUGGAGGUUUUGCGAAUCGCACUGUGCAUGCUCCGAAUGGUACUAUUUUUAAAACUAAAAAUGGAAAAGCAUCUGAUAGUAUAGGACAGUUUCACCAUAGCCUUAUGAAAUAUUAGUGCAUGCUUACACUCCACACCGGGGUAUCUUAGUGCUUCAGUACUGAUACCAUCUUUGACUCACACCAUGCGUUGGCCUGAUGAUUCUGGCGCAGGGUCUCUUGUGGAUUAUGUUUGGCUCUGUGGAGACCAUUGGUAUCAGAUUUUGACUUCACGAUGGGCAG